This is a messenger RNA of Phytophthora infestans T30-4, 839 nucleotides long. RefSeq lists its product as uncharacterized. The transcript has 3 exons. The record is from RefSeq and is a predicted model, not a curated record. Bases 1 to 366 code for a protein of 121 amino acids. NCBI's taxonomy places the organism in Eukaryota, Oomycota, Peronosporomycetes, Peronosporales, Peronosporaceae.
AUGAAGUUCUUGUGUGCCCGAGCCCAAGAAACCGACGAACGAGGAAGUGGUGAUGUCGUGGCGGUCACGGACGCCAUGCAACGCCAUUUCCCAACGGGCAACCAAGCCAUUCAGAAGAACGAGCACUGGUCUUGUGCGGGGCUGAAGCAGACAGCCCGUGUGUCAAAUAGACGUUGGCUCGCUAGCCGAAGUAUUCAAAGCUAUGGGAGAGUGGGUUCAAGUCCCACGAGCUGGCGCGGUUCGAGUCCGUUUAUCGAGCGUCCCAGCUCGUCCCUAUCAGCCAAUCUCAAGCUACCGGACACGGCGAUGAAAAAGAGUCUUCUGUUAUUUCCGACCCUGUCCCCUUACCGACUCCAGUUCAUGUGAGCGCCUCCGUGACUCUAGUCAAGCUGCGCUCACGUACGAAGACCUGGCCAAGCAGUGCAUGACGAAGUUGAUUAGCGAGCCCCGGACUUGCGAGGAACAGGCCAUCUGCUCGAACAUCCUCUUAAUCUUGUGUGAUCUCUGAAUUCGCUACACGUCGCUCGUGAACGCGUAUGUUCUGGCUAUUGCGCUGUCGCGGUUGGACAAAAGUAGCUUGUUACAAGCACACCGUGCUACUCGAUUACCAUGGAUGCGACUACGAAAUCCAAGACGAAGAGGACAGCAUCACAGAAGUUCUGGCAGAGGUGCUGGCACGGCGCGAAGGACCCGAUGUCGUUGGAGGAGCGCGGACGAGAAUGAUACUCGAGACUCAACGAAAUCAUUGAAACCAAGUCAUUCUUUUUACGGUAAUUACGUCCCGCUGUCUCUAAAAAGGCUUAUUAUAAAAGAGGCUCGUUGAAAAAAGGUGUAAAACA